Messenger RNA from Tachysurus fulvidraco (yellow catfish), 2230 nucleotides. It is a transcript of the gene uevld, whose product is annotated as UEV and lactate/malate dehyrogenase domains. The record is from RefSeq and is a predicted model, not a curated record. The coding region runs from base 151 to 1563 and encodes 470 amino acids. Gene Ontology annotation, biological process: carboxylic acid metabolic process; protein transport; protein modification process. Gene Ontology annotation, molecular function: oxidoreductase activity, acting on the CH-OH group of donors, NAD or NADP as acceptor. Lineage: Eukaryota; Metazoa; Chordata; Actinopteri; Siluriformes; Bagridae. The transcript has 12 exons.
GGUCCCUUCGGCUUGCCGUACUUGUGCACUGUGUCACUCUGUGUCUAUGCGGAAGUUUCUGUUUACUUCUUGUGUGUUUGCCCAAAGAAAGCAGCAGCUUGUAAAUAAUCUCACAGCUCUCGGUUUUAGUGAAGUUUUUUUUAAGGAACGAUGGAUCUAAAUCAGGAGUCUGUUAAAAAGAUUCUCUUUAAGUACAAAUUUCACGAUGUUGCCAUUGAGGAAUUACAGAAAAUCCAAGUGAAAUACCCAGACAUGAAAACAGUGACAGGAACUUACACAUUUACUGACAGUUCUCAGAAGGAACUGCUGAAGUUAUUGGGAAACAUCCCUGUCAAAUACCAAGGACAUUCUUACAACUUGCCUAUUCAGUUGUGGCUGUUGGAUUCGUUCCCCUUCACACCACCUAUCUGCCUUCUUCGCCCCACAGCCAACAUGGUGAUCAGAGAGGGCAAACAUGUGGAUGCCAAGGGCCGGAUCUACCUCCCUGCACUGCACAACUGGGAUCAUCCCAAGUCAUCUGUAAUAGUGCUGCUGGAGGAGAUGAUUGCUAAGUUUGAAGAGGAUCCUCCUCUGGCCACAAAGUCUACAGGAAAUGAAAAAGACCCAAAUGAGCUGCUUGCAAUGGUUUCACAUCUAAACAUUACUGAAGGUGGAAGUCAGCCAGAGCAGAGUAUAAAUAAAAUCUCUGUGAUUGGAGGAGGAGACUUGGGCAUGGCUGCUGUGUUGAGUAUAAUGGCAAAAGGUUUUGUGGACAAACUGGUUUUAAUUGACAUACCAGAGAGUUCAACGAAAGGAGGCACCAUGGACUUGGAGCUAUUCAGCCUGCCGAAAGUGGAAGUCUCGAAAGAUCUGUCAGCCUCGGCCGGUUCUAAGGUGGUGGUGGUUACUGCAAACGCUUGGAAUAAUGAGCAGUCAUUUGUGAGCGUGGUUCAGACUAACGUGGAUCUCUACGGGAAGAUCAUCUCGAGUCUUACUCGCCUCAGUCCCAAUGCAGUGCUGCUCAUCGCCUCUCAGCCCGUGGAAAUUAUGACCCAUGUGGCAUGGAGACAGAGUCGUCUGCCACCUACGCAUGUGAUCGGUGUAGGCUGUAACCUGGAGUCUGAGAGGCUCUCUUACAUCCUCAACGUUGCAAUCCUAGCCAACAGCACAAACAAAAAAGCCUGGGUCAUAGGAGAGCAGACUGGCAACAAGGCUGCUGUCUGGGCUAAUGUAAGUGGGGACAAACACCAAGUGUUGGUCCCAGCGUCUAAGUCCACAAGACCACUGAUAGACAGAGCGUUUGAGAUAUUGAAGGGGAAAGGUCAGAGGUCUUGGUCAGUGGGGCUGUCCAUUGCUGACAUCACGCACUCCAUUCUUACAGACCAGCAUAAAACACACUCCAUCACUACUCUGGCUCAGGGAUGGGGAGGUAUCGGCUCGGAGGUGUUCCUCAGCUUGCCCUGUGUGUUAGGAACUAACGGAUCCACCCGUCUGGCAGGUGUCACCCUCAGUACAGAAGAUGAUGCCAAGCUGAAAGAGAGUGUCUCGUCUCUGAACAACCUCAUCACGCAGCUGAGGAUUUAGCUCUAAAAUCCUCUCAGAUCCCAGCAAAGACUUACAACGCCAUCAGCAGCAUAGUAACAGUAACAGCAAAUCAAAACAAACCUCAUGCAGAUCUACACCUACACUUUCUCACACUGCAUGGUGCCUUUCAAAUUCAGGAAGACUCGGGAAGACGGGUGCUGAGACGGAGACGCCCUGUUCUCGCUCUAGCUCACACACACACACAAUCUAAACAAAACGAAUAGAAUUGAGCUCUUUUCCGUUGUCUUUUCUGGAAUCUGUUACUCAGUUUGUUCAUGCCAGGUACUUGUACAAUUUAUUAUUAUAUCAUAUUCGUUUGAGGAGGAUUUUUAAGCAACGAUCACAAGAACACUUAAGAUUUCUCGAAACAUUCGUUACUGUACUUUGCAAUGCCUUGGUUGAUUUUAUGCAAUCCUGCUGAUUAUUUAUGGAACUGAUUAUGUAAGAAAAUGAAGGUAACAAAGAACAAUAUUCUGACCCACAUUACUGUGAUUUGAAUUAUACCAAAGCAAUCUGAACCAAUGAAAUGCCUUUUUCUAUGUUUCUUUUUUUCACCAACUAGAUGUAUAAUGUAGUUUACUUAACGCUUUGCCUAAAAACAAUCUGUUACACUACUUGUAUAUAAAGUGAGCAGGUGUAGAGUAAAUAUUACAAACUUGAACUAAGA